AUGACACAAAGCAACCACGCAGGGACCGGUUCACACAGUGGCGACAUUCCACCCAUUCCUCUUUCAUCGAAGAACAAAGAAGAUGUCAGAUUUUGUUCGAGACCAGUUCAGAGUCAAACCAUUAAGCUUAGAAUUCAUCAUAUGGGAGAGUUAGUAGAUCAUCCUGUUAAAUGGUAUGUUAAUGGAUUAGUGUCUGAGAUGGAUUGGCUGUGGGAUACAGAUUACAUGUCAUAUAUGCAGUUUGAAAAAUUGAUCAGAAAAGAGGGAUAUAGGAAUAUCAAAUGCAUGUGGUAUUGGAACCCUAAGUAUAGUUUUAGUCGUGGUCUGAGACCCCUUAACUGUGAUGGUGAUGUUCUUAUGUUGAUUGAGGACUUAAAAGGAUUUGACUUGGUGGAUAUUUAUGUUGAGCAUACAGUAGAAGUGUUAGGGGAUGAAGACAUAGUAGAUCAUUAUGAUGAGGAUGGUGGCCCAAAUUGUGCUGAGGAUGAAGUUGAUAGUGAUGUUGAAGUUGUAGGGGAUGCUGAUAUGCCUAAGAAUGUAGAUGCAAGUGACAAUGAAAUGGAUGUGAAUGAAGCUAACAGAGGAGAUGUGGAUACUGAACAUGUUGAGACUGAACAUGUUGAGACUGAACAUGUUGAUGUUGGAAUAGAAGAUGAUGAAGAAGAUGAAGACUAUGUGGCUGAUACUGAGAUAGGUAGUUUAUCUGAUGAGGACUUAGAAUGCAGUGAUGACUAUGUGGAACAAAGUGAGGAUUUGGAUUGGACAUCAGUGAUGCAAUGUGAUGAGGAUCAUGAUAAGUCUAGAAAAAGUGAUGAGGAUGAUGAUUCUGAUGUGCUGCAUACACCUGAUGGUAGUGGUAAUGAUGAGGAACAUGAAAAGUUUCCUUCUUAUAAAAGAGGUGAGUCAUCAAAGUUUGAGCUUGGUAUGGUCUUCAGUAACAAAGAAAUGGUGAAGGAUGCUGUCAAAGACUAUGGUAUGGAGAACAACAAAAAUGUUGUCAUAAAGAAGAAUGAGGCAAAGAGAAUGGUGAUUAAAUGCAUGGAAGGAUGCAAUUUUCACAUGAGAGUUAGUAAGAGGGUGGGGAAUCAGUAUUGGCAAGUGGUGAGUUUAAUAGAUGAACAUAAUUGUGCUAGGACUCCUUAUAAUAGACAAGCAAAGACUAACUGGUUGGCUAAGAAGUUUGGCCACAUUCUGAGGCACAACCCUGACAUGAAACCAGCAGGAUUGGUUGCCCAAGCUCUUGAUAGAUGGGGAGUAAAGUUAUCACAUGACCAGGCUUAUAGGGCUAAAAGGAGGGCCAUGGAUAUGUUGCAAGGGGCUGGUAUGGAACAAUUUCAACAUUUGAGGAGGUAUGCCCAAGAAUUGUUGACAUCCAACCCUAACAGUACUGUUGUGAUUAGGUGUGCAGACUCACAUGAAGGCCCUGUCUUUGAAAGAAUCUAUGUAUGUCUAGAGGCUUGCAAGUAUGGCUUUGCAAAAUUCUGCAGGCCAUUAAUAGGGUUGGAUGCUUGUUUUUUGAAAGGUGAUUUUGGAGGGCAGUUGAUGGCAGCAGUUGGUAGAGAUGGAAAUAAUAAGAUUAUGCCCAUUGCAUAUGCUGUGGUGGAGGCUGAGACAAGAGAUUCUUGGGAUUGGUUCAUCAAACUUCUAUUGGAAGACUUGGAAGCUAUAAACCAAAGAGCCUAUGCUUUUAUCUCAGACCAACAAAAGGGAUUAAUACCAGCAAUUCAAAGUGUGAGUGCUCAUGUUGAGCAACGCAUAUGUGUGAAGCAUCUAUAUGGGAAUUGGAAGAAGAAGAAUCCUGGUCUUGAAUUCAAAGAGGUUAUGUGGAGUGCAGCAAGAGCUACAACUGUUCCAUCAUGGGAAAGGGCAAUGUUAAAGAUGAAAGGCAUGAAAGAAACUGCUUGGAAGGAGAUGGUGGAUGUCCCUGCAACUUAUUGGAGUCGGUCUCACUUCAAUACCUAUUCCAAAUGUGACCUCCAGAGGAUAGCUAAGAUGAAAGAGUUAAUGAAUACCUAUAGUGGUGAUAUAUGUCCUAGAAUACAAAUGGUGCUAGAAAAAAACAAGAGAAAUGCAGCACAUUGGACUCCCACAUGGCAUGGUGAUGAUGACAUGGCCAUAUAUGGUGUCACUAAUGGAGUUGACACAUAUGUUGUUAACCUCAAGCAAGAGACUUGUGCAUGUAGGAAGUGGGAUUUAACUGGCAUCCCUUGUAGCCAUUCUAUCACAUGUAUCUGGCAAAACAAGAAAAAACCUGAAGACUAUGUAUCUGAAUACUACAGGAAGGAUACUUUCAAGAACAUCUACUCACACAUUAUUUACCCCACUAAUGGUCCACAAUUGUGGCCUUUGGAUAACCAGUCCACCAUGAAUCCACCAAUUAUGAGAAGGGCCAUAGGUCGUCCCAAGAAAAUGAGGAACAAAGCUAAUGAUGAGCCAAGACUAAAGCAUGUACUGCCUAGGAAACUUGCAACAGUAACUUGUCAUAAAUGUGGAGGAAUGGGACAUAACAAGAGAAGCUGCAAAGGCAAGACAGCUGCUGAUAGGGCCAUCCCAAAAGGGGGAAACAAGAAGAUUGCUGGUGGACAGAAGAAGAAAAAAAAGGCAAAUGAAGAGGAGAUUGGAAACUCAUCCCAAGCACCAAUGGCUACACAACCAUCUCAGCCUGAGCAUAUUCUGUUCAAAACUAUUAUGGUACAAUUAUGGGUAACUAUGGUUAUUGACACAAUUUGUAUAAAUGCUGUUAUUGACAGAUUAACUAUGGUUAUGGUUAAAUUAUGGUUCAGUUAUGGUUCAAAUUCUGUUCAAAGUUACAGGUUCAAAUUAUGGUUCAAUUAUGGUUAUUGA
Molecule: messenger RNA, 2844 nt
Organism: Vicia villosa (hairy vetch)
Lineage: Eukaryota; Viridiplantae; Streptophyta; Magnoliopsida; Fabales; Fabaceae
Exons: 6
Coding region: 1-2844 (947 amino acids)
Molecular function (GO): nucleic acid binding; zinc ion binding
Source: RefSeq, a predicted model, not a curated record